GGGGCCGGGGCGGUGCGGGGUCGAAGGGCAGCGGGAAGCGGGCGGCGGGGACGGCAGCGCGGGGCGCGGCGCCGCCAUGGGCAGGGCACCGGGAGCGGGAGCGGGAGCGGGGGGGGGCCCGGCCGCCGCCCCGCGCCGCGGCAGGAAGGAGAAGAAGGUGGCCAACAUGAAGCCCAAGUGUCCCGACGAGCAGGAGAUCCCCUUCCGCCUGCGGGAGCUGAUGAAGAGCCGCGAGGCCAUGAGGCGCCCCGGCGUCAGGAAGAGGCGGGCGGCAGAGAAGAAGCAGCCGCCCCAGGUGAAAGGCAGCGAGGCCCAGGGAGACAUCCCUGUGCCCAAGUUCAAGAGGGGGAAGGGGGAGUCGGAGCGCUCCUACAUCUGCCGCAUGGAGCAGGAGGUGCAGCGGGUCCUGUUCCUCACCAAGAACCAGCUGCAGCGAGAGCCCGAGAAGGAGGUGGCGGCCCAGGAGAAAUCCAAGAGGAAGAAAGAGUUUCAGAAUAAGAAACUGGAUAAAGCACGGAAGAAGAAAGAGGAGAAGAAGGCAGCCUUGUUGGAGAAGAGCUUGUUCCAAGACACCGUGGAGUUCGGCGACGUUGUUACGCAGCCCCCCACCAUCACGUCGAGGCCCAGGAGAGGGGGCCCCACGGAGCAGGCCGGCCGGAAGCGGCUCCUGCUGACGUCUCGCCUGGGCCAGAGCCAGGCGUCCCCAGCGUCCCCGGCACCACCAGUGUCCCUCGCUCGCCAGCGCAUCGUGCAGGAGGAGCGAGCGCGGGUCAUCCAGGCCUACAGGGACAUCCAGCGACGCAAACAGCAGCAGCGGGAGGCGGCGCGGGGGAGCGGCCAAGCCGGCCGGCGGGCUCCGUGCUAGGCCCGGCCUGGCCCCGGCACCCUCGUCGAGCCUCCCUUGUCCGGGCCAGAGCCGCAGCCGCUCCAAGAGGCCUCGCUGUGCAGGGUCACCGAGGGAGGCUCACGCGCCCGCGAAGUGCGUGUGCGGGAUCCCAGGACUCGUGGGAGACAGUCGUGCUGACCCCGCUCUGCUGCUGCUGUCGCUGAGCCUGGGGUUCCGCUGCGCCCUUCCCGGUACCUCGGCUCGGGGCACCCCCUGGCCUCUUUGCCGGCGCGGGGGCCCUCUGCGGUGCCCCGGACCUGCUCGCAGUAAAAGGGCUGUUUGCUGGUA
Molecule: messenger RNA, 1174 nt
Organism: Dromaius novaehollandiae (emu)
Lineage: Eukaryota; Metazoa; Chordata; Aves; Casuariiformes; Dromaiidae
Gene: CCDC137
Product: coiled-coil domain containing 137
Exons: 6
Coding region: 77-865 (262 amino acids)
Cellular component (GO): nucleus
Source: RefSeq, a predicted model, not a curated record